AUGAGUGCGUUAGGUGCAUUCUUCUGCUGUGUCGUCAUUUAUCUGACGUUGAAAAACGCUAAAAAUCGCGCACUACGAGCUUAUGCAUUUAUGAUGGUGGGCAAUGCUAUUGUUGAUCUGAUACUAGCCAUCAAUACUUUGAUGACUUUACCGGUAGGCUUUCCAAGCUGAUUUGUAAAGAUGAGCUAGGGUAGAAUAGGGUGGGGUAGGGUAGGGUAGGAUAGAGUAGUGUAGGGUAGGGUAGGGUAGGGCGGGGUAGGGUAGGGUAGGGUAGGGUAGGGUAGGGUAGGGUAGGGUAGGGUAGGGCAGGGUAGGCAAACUCAAAAAUUAAAAAAAAUUGAAUUUUUAAAAUUUAAAUUUUUUACCAAAAAUCUUUUCAGACAGCCUGUUUUGGCCCUCAAGUAGUGUUCAUGCUUGUUGACAACCCCAUCUUCCCGACGGCCCCAGGCUGGACUACCUUUGCUGUUGGUACCCAUCUUUUUUUCAUGUUCUUGGGUGUAGCCAUGCUGCCAUUACAAUUCGUAUAUCGUUACGGAGUGAUGAGGGGACAACCUUUCACCCCAUGGCAACUGUUGGCCAUGUUCUCAGUGUCACUUAUGAUGGGUGGAAUUCACGGUGGUUUAUGUCCUUUCACCUUUUCUUGGCCAUCGCCCGAAUGGGACGCGGUUUUGCAUCAAUCGAUGGGAGAUCCAAAUCAGGAAUUGCCUGGAUAUUUGGCUGGAGAUAUUGUAAGUUCUUAUUGUUUCCGAUAGCCUGAACUUUAAAUGAGACUGCACUUAAGCUUAAAAUUUAGUUUUAAAAAUUUUAGCGUGCAGUUCAGCUUGAUUUGAGCUUGGGCUGAGACUUGAAUUUAAAAUUAAGCGUGAGUUUGAGCCUGAGCUUGAGUCUGACCUUGGGCCGAAGCUUUUGCUUUCAUCUGAGCGUGAGUUUGAGUCAAAGUUUGAGUUUGAGGUUAAGCCUGAGCUUGAGUUUGAGCCUAAGCUUGAACUUGAGUUUGAGCUUGAGCUUGAGCUCAAGCUAAUUAUUGGGCAGUUUUACUUGGUUUUUAAUCAAAUUUUGCAGGUUGUAAAGUAACAAACUAUAUAAUUCAAAAUUAAGUGGAUAUUAGAGUAAUUAAAAUUAAAAAAAAAUUUAAUUUUAAAACUGCUUUCUAGAACGCUGAACUUUAAACUUACGUGCUUUAGCUUUAAAACUGUAAAAGCGUUGCAAAUAGUUUAAAAUACGGAUUUAACUUUUAUUACACUUCAUACCUAAAUUUACACUUUUCUAAAAAAAAUUCCAAAUAAAAAAGUUACAGUAAUUUUUACAACUUUAAUAUGUACUAUGUAAAGUUGUAAAAAGAUAGCUAUUACACUGUAACCUAUAAGAGCAAAGUUUUACUGUAGUAAAAUUUUAUAUGACACUUUUGACUAGCAACUCUGUAACACAUGCGAUCAAUCCUUUACUGUAGUAAACAUAGAUAUGAUAUUUACAAUGGCAACACUGUAACACAUGUGAUCAAACUUUUACUGUAGUAAACAUAGAUAUGAUAUUUACAAUGGCAGCACUGUAACACAUGUGAUCAAACUUUUACUGUAGUAAACAUUGAGAGAGAUACAUGACAUUUACGUUAGAAAUUCGUAAAGGUUACAGUAUUACACUUACUAUAAAUUUUACACUUAUAUGCUCAAAUUUUCCCAUUUUGUUAUCUAAAAUUACACUGUUACUAUACAUAGAGUAUAACCGUAAAAAUCCCAAACAAAUAUAAAGUAUGCCAUAAAUAUCCCAUUUACACUGUAAUACUUUCAGCACGAAUUUGGAAUCAUGGCUAUGCACUUUUGCAAUGUUUUUGUCAUCAUGUCCUUCAGUUAUACGGUCAUCAUACUUAUGAUUUAUUUGUCAAAACAAACCGUAACUCUGGCAAAGAAUGACAAGAUCACAAAACAAACACAAGCUGUUCAGAAGCAGGUUACAAGGAUCAUCUAUUUUCAAGUAAGUACCCUAGCUCAAGCCCAGAGCUCUAGUAGCCCAGAGACCUAGUUCAAAGCCCUAGUUCAAAGCUCCAGCCCAGAGCUUUAGCCCAGAGCCCUAACUAUAGCCUUGGCUCAGCUUUUCAAUAUCAAACUUUCAGGCCUUCUACCCAGUAUUUGUUGUUGGAAUGCCAUGUGUGUUGUUCACUAUCUUCGUUGUUCAAGGCAAACAAGUACCAUACAUUGGUGAAUGGGCUGUGUCAACGAUGCAUACUCCACCAUUAUUCAACUCUUUAUCAGUCAUUUUAUGUGUCCCAAGCUAUCGCAAGUUCGUGGUUCAUCCUUUCAAAACUACUCGUUCUGACUCUAGCUCAUCGAGGAUUCGAUCUCUUAUUUAA
Molecule: messenger RNA, 2347 nt
Organism: Bursaphelenchus okinawaensis
Lineage: Eukaryota; Metazoa; Nematoda; Chromadorea; Rhabditida; Aphelenchoididae
Source: the annotation of a GenBank genome assembly